AUGGACAUGACCUCUUACCGCACGAUCUUCACCUCCCCUCCACCGGUGAAAACGCCAUACAAAGCUGAGGAAGCAUUAGGCGACUUGCCAGGGGUCACCUACGCGUUGGACUUGUUCCUUGCCAGCCAUAUGCACGAGUCGGAAGACUACUGCAACGAAAGCGACCCGAAAAAGGAACGGUUGUACUUUGCGACGGGUUAUGGACUCAUCCAAUGCGUCAAGGGACUCAUGUCCUACAGCGACGAGGAUCUUCUCGACGCUAUCAAGCAUACCAAGCAGGGGAAUCACAUUGCUCAACAACAUCGAAAGCGUCAGCCGUACCUAGCCUCGCGCCUUGCGGGAUACGUUGUCUCGAGCCUAAACACAACGGGUGUCGGGUUUGUGAAGACGAUGACGGAUGUGGAAAGACACGCCGAGCUUGUCUACGCUGAGAGUCUGUUUGAAAAGGCCCUUCUGGGGAUCGUCUACUCUGGGGAUUGGCUUGCAUUUGUAAAGGAAGCCCUCAACAUGCGCACUCUCAUUCACAUCUACCGCAACCUUUACAAGUAUAUUCUUGCUGUUGACGCUGAAUACGCCGCCGAGCUUGCAGCCAAGUCUCCCAACGACAAAUCAACCACAGCAGACUCACGCUGGGGCCCCGAAUCCCCCAAGAUCGACCCUCAUUUCCGUUCAGGUGUCUAUUUGGGUGCUGGCAUGAGCUCACUCAUCAUUUCGCUCCUGCCCGGCCGCCUGCUCAAUAUAAUCGAACUGUUCGGUUAUGCGGGUGACCGAGAAGAGGCUCUCGAGAUUCUAUAUCGGGCUGGAGGCUGGGGAAGGGCAUCGAAAUAUCAUGCGGAGGAGAACCGGCAUACCUACGAAGAAACGCCGCCGACAAUGUCCACUGAGCAGGAGGGCGUUCGGAGAGCCAUAUGCGACAUGGCAUUGCUCAUCUUCCACCUCGUCUUAUCUUCCUUCACAUUUGACGGCGUUGAUGUACCUAUGGCUUCCCGCAUUGUUGCCUGGAACCUCAAGCGCUAUCCGGACGGCGUUUUUUUCCUGUUUGGUGCUGGUAGACUUGCUUUGGUACGAUCCCAGCCUCAACAAGCCAUCGCCUAUUACACAAAGGCUAUGGAGGUUCAAACACAGUACCGUAAUCUUCAUCAUAUAUCGUUUUGGGAGAUGGCAAUAGCGCAUUUGGCUCUUGGGGAUGCCGCGGCCAGUCUGCGCUGCUGGAGGGAUCUGGAGAAGGAGGCGACAUGGAGCAAGUCGAUAUACACUUACGGUGUUGCGGUAUGCCUCCUCGCCAGUGGUUCAGAGGGCGACGAGAAAGGUCGUUUGGAAGAAGCUCGCAAGCUCAUGGAACGGGUUCCAGGCUUGAGACAGAAGAUCGCAGGGAAGAGCAUUCCGCUUGAGAAAUUCGUUGCUCGGAAAGCGCGCAAGUUUGUUGAACAAGGCAACCAUUUGGCCCUUGCCGCACUGGAGAUCUCCUAUGUCUUCCUCGCUAUUGCCCAUGCUCCCAGGCGAGUGGUUGAGGGGAAGAUGCUGCCAGAGGUCGAGCAACUACUGUCGGAACUAAAUCAACCGAAUGCCGAGAAGACGUACCAUACUGGAGAUAAAAGGAGGGCUUAUUGGGAUGACUACUGCCUUGCACGCUUCUUGGAGGGCGUGUGUUUGAGGUACAUCGCUUUCCCGGACCCGGAUGCAAUUGUGGAACCGGCAACCGAAUCCGUUGUCCGGAUAACGAAGGACGAUGCUGCAGCCCGCUCCAAGGCAGCCUUCCAAGCAGUAUUUGACCAAGGGCCCAAGAUCGAGCUGGACCAUCACUUGGUCUACCAUGCACACUACGAGUAUGGGCGGCUUGUAGCAUGUCUCGGAGAUGAGGUUGAAGCAAAGAGGCAAUUUGACCUGGUGCUUUCUGGCAAGCAUCUAGAAGUCGGCCCAUCCGGACGCAAGGGUAAAUAUAGUAUGGAGAAUGCAUUGCAAAUGCGGACGAAUGCGGCAGUGGAUGCCUUACACCAGAAGAGGCUGUAG
Mycena indigotica is the source of this 2010-nucleotide messenger RNA. RefSeq lists its product as uncharacterized. The record is from RefSeq and is a predicted model, not a curated record. Lineage: Eukaryota; Fungi; Basidiomycota; Agaricomycetes; Agaricales; Mycenaceae. Gene Ontology annotation, molecular function: protein binding. Gene Ontology annotation, cellular component: mitochondrial outer membrane; nucleus; cytosol. Bases 1 to 2010 code for a protein of 669 amino acids. The transcript is spliced from 12 exons.